GCCGUAUCAAAAGGAGACAGAAGGAGAUAAACAAAGAACAAAAAAAUAUAGUGGAGAGCGACGAGCUCAUACCGCUAUCUUCUACUUCAUCGCCAAUCUUUAUCACCUUUAGCAUCCAACGCCGACAAAACCCAAACUCUAUGGACUCGUCCCAAGCAAACGCAUAGAUUCCAUUCGCAAUGCCGCUUGCCAAUCUUCGGGACAGGGGCAAUCGGCUUAAAGCCUUUGCGGAGAAUAAGAAGCCGCUUGGCCCGAUUCGAAUGCAAGAAGAUGUCCAAGAAUCUGAUUAUGACGGCAUUGGAAGCACAUCAACGACACCAACGAAGCGGAACAUGGCAGAUGCUGCGAAGUUGCCCGUACCUCAGCCAGCGCGACGACCGGUAGACCCCAUAUUCGAUGAUAACGAUACUAUGCGGGUGAAUUUCGAUGACACCGGCCGUAGCAUGCAACCGCCGCCGCCAGCCAUGUUCAGCAAAUCGUUGCCUGUGGAUCGCCUAGAGCAACUGCUGUCUGGCUCGGAGCUUGGUGACAGCUUCAUGCAUUCGGGCAUCUCAACACCGCUUAAUGAACCGGAAGAUGGCUACGAACAGCCCCAAUACGAGGAACGCAGCAAAACACCACGGGGACACCAAACACGGGCAAGACAGUAUCCUGAGAAACUGGCGAGAAGCGUCGGCCCAUCGUUCCAGCUUGGGGAAGAUUUGUUCAUGUCAGUGGUUACCCAACCAACACAGCGAUAUCCCCACGAUAUGAAGGAUGGAUUUUCUGGAUCCGCAGUUAAGAACCGCGGAUUAGAAUCACCACAACGUCACCAUCGUCACCAUAAGCAAGCAUCUCUGCAACAGUCUUUGCCAAUGAGAGAGGUUAAGGUCCACAAACAGUAUAGGCAGGAGAGCGAGGAUCGAGAUGUCCGACAGAGGCGAUUCUCCAGCUGGGAACCUCAGAGAGCAGUGAAACCUAUUGAGGUUGAGGCAACGGUCGAGGUGGAAUCGGUCGUUUCUAGCAACUACGAUGAGGAAGAUUUGCAAGCUACACCACGAGGUCGAACCACACGAAGCCCGAAGCGCCAACCACAGCACCCCAUAUCCGCAUCUCCCGUUAGACGUGUACCCCCAGCACCAUUGGAACGAAAACGCCGACGACCAAGCACCGAUUACGACGAUAGAAUCUUGAGCAGCAUGAGUUUUGGCGAACUCCAGAACGAGCCUUUUGAUUUCGAUCCCAGCGUAGCAAACGCGCAGACACUCUCUGGGACGUCUGGUGGCAACAUUGAAAGCCGGCUCGCCCAGCUGGAGCAUCACGGACAUUCAGAGCAGCGAACGUUUUUCGGAAAUAUGACCUUGGACGAAUGGGAAUGUGCGGGUGAUUGGUUCGCUGAUCGCUUUGCUGAUAUUAUGAAGAAGAUGCGUCAAGCUAGACGAAACAAACGCCAGAUGAUCCAAGAGUUUGAAAAUGAAGCGGCACAGCGCGAAGCUGCAGUUCGAAUUCGAAGCGAUAAGAUCGACCGAAAGUUACAGACAAUGAAGGAGAAUGGCCGUCGGGUUGUUGGAGAGCGAGCACUUCGCUAG
This is a messenger RNA of [Torrubiella] hemipterigena, 1568 nucleotides long. The record is from the annotation of a GenBank genome assembly. NCBI's taxonomy places the organism in Eukaryota, Fungi, Ascomycota, Sordariomycetes, Hypocreales, Clavicipitaceae.